CGCCCCCACCUCUACUGCCGAUACUGGGACCCGGUGUCUGUCUGUCUGCCUGUCUGUCUGCAGCAACAACCACACUGACACACCUGCGGAAAGACGGGGCGAGGAUAAACAGACAGCACAGCCCCAUUAGGCUGAUGUUUCUACCUUAAACAACUGGGUGGGGAUCAGAACAGGAAGUGUUUGUAAAGUACAGCAGUCGCUUGCUAUCAGCUAAGUUAGCGUUCAAUGUUUGUACCAUCACAAAACAGUGAGCAGCUGACUAACGCGAAGUGUUUCUAGUGAUGGCUCUGGUUUUGCAAAUAUUUUGUUUGCCGCUCCGAUGAAGUUAGUUCAGCGUGAAGGAAUUUAAAAGCCACUUGUUUCGCGUCAGUUCCGUGUGAUGCUAAUGCUAGUUAAUGCUAGUUACCGUGCUAACCAGUACGUCUCAUAAUUUAAAGCCACUAAUCUAGCUAACGUUAACAGCUAGCCUAAAGUUAGCGUUGUAGUUCCCUACUCUUCUAAAAAAUUUGCUGUUUUGUUCAUUGUGCUGUGAAUCAGGCCAAGUUGGGUCAUAUUUAACCUAGGUUAACUGUCCAGAUUAAAAACUGACAGGAAACGUGAAGUUAAUCGAUUGUUAGUCCAGAUAGCAUCUAGCUAGAGCUGAUCACACACAUUACUUUGCCUCUACGUGGAGAGGGCUUAAGAUCAGUAGAUUAGCAUUUGUAUCUCGGUUAAAAAGUGUCACCAGCUCAUAGUUUGUCCACAAGUGAGUAUGGCUCCUAAAAAGAGACCAGUGCCCUUAACCAUUGCUCCUCCUGGCGAUGGGUUAUCCACCUCCACCAACUCCGAUGUGGCUUCUGAGGCCAAUUUAGAAGCACUUAAGAAAAUAUUGGAAGAGUUGGACCUGGAUGAACAACAGAAGAAAAGGUUAGAAGCUUUCCUUACCCAGAAGGCCAAGGUUGGCGAGAUGAGAGAUGAUGACUUCCAUCGCAUCUGUGAGCUGGGCGCUGGCAAUGGAGGAGUGGUCAAUAAGGAAUGCCACAAACCUUCAGGAAUAAUCAUGGCCAGAAAGCUCAUUCAUCUUGAAAUCAAACCGGCUAUCAGAAACCAGAUUAUCCGAGAGCUUCAGGUGCUACAUGAGUGUAACUCUCCUUACAUUGUGGGCUUCUAUGGAGCAUUUUACAGCGAUGGAGAGAUCAGCAUCUGUAUGGAAAACAUGGAUGGUGGAUCUCUAGAUCAGGUGCUGAAGGAAGCAAAGAGGAUUCCUGAAGAGAUUCUGGGCAAAGUCAGCAUUGCUGUUUUGAGGGGGCUUGCCUACCUAAGAGAAAAACACCAAAUCAUGCAUAGAGAUGUGAAGCCUUCAAACAUACUGGUGAACUCGCGUGGGGAGAUCAAGCUGUGUGACUUUGGUGUAAGCGGGCAGCUCAUAGACUCUAUGGCCAAUUCCUUUGUUGGGACAAGAUCCUAUAUGUCGCCUGAGAGGUUGCAGGGAACGCACUAUUCCGUGCAGUCAGAUGUGUGGAGUAUGGGGUUGUCCCUUGUAGAGAUGUCAAUUGGACGCUUCCCCAUCCCUCCUCCCGAUGCUAAAGAACUGGAGGCAAUAUUUGGACGUCCCAUCUUGGAUGGCAGUGAGAGAGACACACACAGCACUUCACCAAGACCCAGACCACCAGGCAGACCUGUCAGCGGUCAUGGUCCUGCAAUGGCAAUCUUUGAACUACUAGACUACAUAGUAAAUGAGCCCCCUCCCAAACUACCACAUGGCGUCUUCACCUCUGAUUUCCAAGACUUUGUGACGAAGUGUCUCAUCAAAAAUCCAGCAGACAGGGCUGACUUGAAAAUGUUGACGAACCAUACAUUUAUCAAGCGGUCUGAGGCAGAGGAGGUAGACUUUGCUGGCUGGCUUUGUAAAACGAUCGGGCUGAACCAACCUAGAACUCCCACUCGCACUGCAGACUGAACACACACACACACACACACACACACACACACACACACAUAGUAUGUACAUGUAAAAACAUGGAGAAGCUGCUGCCUAUACAUACACACCUUGUUUGCCACAUCCUCCCUCAGGUGAACCUCUGAAGUCUCCAUCUAUGUAAGCCAAUUGAUAUCACGCUAGGAAAGAGACUGUAUCUACAGUUAACACCUUUUUGUGGAUAUUCAGUAUACAGGGAUUCAAUUAUCCAUAAACAUUCCCUCUUAAAUCAAUGACAACAUCAUUUCUCUGAAUGUUUAUUGGCAACACAGAGAACAUUGGUCAUCACUAAUUUGUUAGGUUCAAUUCAGGAUUUCUUAUUUGGAGACUAAGAAACCUCUAGUUGUUCUAUUUGGAAUCCUAUUAUAAAUGAUAUCCUUUGCAUUUGAAUUUAUCACAGGUAUUACAACCAUGCCUAGUGUUCAGCACUGCUGCACUAUUUUACCUUGUUUGACCAAUAAACGCCAUUAGGCUUUUGUUCAGCCUCCUCCACCAUCCUAUAUUCAUACAUACUGUUCAUACUGUAUAAAAACUGGAAAAGAUAUCCCUUAUAAGCACAUUAAAAUGCAUAUAAUAGCUGUGUAAUUUUGUAACAUGUCUUUUUCAAUUCUGCAUUUCAGUUUUCUUUUCCUCCUUUUCCUCAGAAGUGUUCUGGGGCGUAAAGCACGAGUGUGUCAAUCCCAGUUAUUACAAUCACUGUUAAGCAUCUGUACAUGUGUACAGGCAGAUACAUAUAUGCAUUUGGUUGUAUAUGUGUUAUGCAAGCACAUUGAGAAAUGUUAGAAUACGUUUAUUUUAUUAAACAGGUCGGGUUAUGUGUGUCUGUGUUAGCAAGAGAUGAUUGAGUCUAGGAUGGUUUUUUUGUAUUUGUUGACGUGAUUGAUUUCUACAAAUUUUGAGAUAUCUUGAGGUGAAGCACAAUGUUUAAAACAUUUCAGCAUGACCCUCAUGUCAAGGCCAAAAAUAAAAAAAAGUUGCAACCUUAAA
Molecule: messenger RNA, 2944 nt
Organism: Dicentrarchus labrax (European seabass)
Lineage: Eukaryota; Metazoa; Chordata; Actinopteri; Moronidae
Gene: map2k2b
Product: mitogen-activated protein kinase kinase 2b
Exons: 11
Coding region: 752-1939 (395 amino acids)
Biological process (GO): protein phosphorylation
Molecular function (GO): protein kinase activity; ATP binding
Source: RefSeq, a predicted model, not a curated record